Messenger RNA from Ostertagia ostertagi, 642 nucleotides. The record is from the annotation of a GenBank genome assembly. NCBI's taxonomy places the organism in Eukaryota, Metazoa, Nematoda, Chromadorea, Rhabditida, Trichostrongylidae.
AUGCGACAGUUCGUCGCCCUCUGCCUUUUGCUCCCGUUCACACUUGCCGCUCCUUAUUCGGCCGAUGCGACGUAUUCGGACGCGGUUGCCCGUUCGAAAAUGCUGCCAUUGGCCGCGGCCGCUUACGGUAAAUCGCCACAAACGUGCCUUACGAACCGUUUCACAGAUGCUGUGCUGAAACGUCAGUUGAAUGUGAAAUGUGGUCCACUAGCAAAGGAUGAUGUAUGCUCUGGGUAUACGGCCGUUCUCAACGGCGAUAAGGCGAUUGUUCUCAGUUUCAGAGGUACAGACUCGUUUAUUCAGCUGGUCGUUGAAUCCGACCAAAGCGUGUUCAGCAGUCAGGUGGCAUGGAUCGCUGGCGGAAAGGCGUCCAAAUACUUCAGCGAUGCUUUCAUGAACUUGUGGAACGGUGGUAUGAAGGACGAUUUCAACACACUCAGAUCAAAAUAUCCCACAUAUCAGAUUUGGGUGACCGGGCAUUCUCUUGGAGGAGCGAUGGCCUCAUUAGCUGCCUCUUACAUUGUCGCCGCGAAGCUCGUGCCAGCUAACAACGUCGAACUGGUCACAUACGGCCAGCCACGAACUGGUAACAAGGAUUUUGCAGCAGCACAUGAUAGCCAGGUACUGCCAGAUCGAAAGUGA